AUGGAUAGCAUAUUAAGAUCAUGGCCUGCACAUAUUUCAGUGGUGGCUUCGUUAGUUAAAUACGGAGUGUAUAAGAUCCAAGAUGUUGUAAUAAAAAGCGUAGCAAAGAAAACAAUAGACCCAUAUAUAGAGAAUGUUAUAGUAGAGCCAUUUAUUGAAUAUGCAAAAAAAUCACAUGUAGUAAAUAGCAUUGUAAGCUCAAUAGGAUCAAAUGUAUUAAUUCAGGACACUUUGCUAGCAGGAGCCAGCGUGUUUGACACCAUAGGUUUAUCUAUAGAGAAAAAAGUAGAAUCAGCAACAAGCAUUGCCAAGUGGGGCUUGAAAGGAGCUAGUGGUUCAUGCCAUCUUCUAAAGAGCACGCUUAUAAUCCUGCCAUUUUUCCUAGUUCUCUACUAUGCAAUGGUAAAUACAAUUUUGGCCCGGCAGGUAUAUAAAAACAAAAAGCUUGUAACAUUCAUAUCGCUUUUGACAGGAACGGUUAUGCUUGCUGUUCUGGCAAGCAAUUUCUAUAUCAUGUAUAGCAAGCAAAUAUUGAGAUUUAUUGCGCCAAAAAUCCUGGAUGCUCCACUUCUGCUAGCAAUGAACAUACUAAUCUUCUAUGUAUAUGGUGGGUUUGAAAUAAUAACUCUUCUACAAAUAAUUCACACAAGGAAAAAAGAAAAUGAAAGCUAUUUUAUGCAUGCUAUGCAUGCUAUAAUGCUUGGGUUGGCGCUAGUAGCUAUUACAGGAUAUGUCGGGUCAGUGCUAAAUCUUUACUUUGGCUUCUUUCGCUAUUUUUCAGCUGCAUUUUCAACUGUUUAA
Molecule: messenger RNA, 801 nt
Organism: Nematocida ausubeli
Lineage: Eukaryota; Fungi; Microsporidia
Exons: 1
Coding region: 1-801 (266 amino acids)
Source: RefSeq, a predicted model, not a curated record